UGUGGCUUUGUUGAGAGAGAGAGACGUGGGGGAUCGAUGCUGUCACGAGAUCGAUCAUCUUGCAAUGUCGUCAUUCAUCAAUCUAUUAUUUCGUCUAACUAAUAUCAAAGAUACUAGCAAGAAAAACGACUGCUGAGGAGGGAAGCAUGGACAUAGGGGCUGUGCCGAAGGAGUUUUUUUUAGUAUUUAAUAAUGAAUAAAACAUCGAACUUAAUUUUACUUUGUUUUUGGGCUUGAACCCAAGGUUCAGCUUUGCACACAUACAAAUUAUUUUUCUUUUCAGCUUUGAAAACAAUAAUUGAACCCUUCAUGAUUUUCAUAACACCUUUUCCCCAUUUUCCCUCAAAACCCUCAUUUUCAAGAGAUGCACAAGAAAGCAAAUUAUAGGACAAAUCAGGAACAUGUCUAACAUUUUUUAAGUUCACAAUAGAUCCAGAGUCAAAUUUAAGACACAUAUCUCCAAUUCCAAUAACUUUGCAUUUCUUUUCAUUAGCCAUGGACACAAUACCAUUAUCAAUCUCUUGAUAGUUUGAAAAAAGGUUUUUAAAUGGUGACAUAUGAAAGGUGCAACCAGAAUCAACUAGCCAAUCAGAUUCACACAGAUAAUCCGAUAGCACAGAGUUCAAAUAAGCAUAAUCUUUGAUCAUUAACACAUCACCAAAGUUGUUUGAUUCACUAGCCAUAUUAGCAUGAUCUUUUUGCUGAAUUUUCUUAGGCUUAGAACAACUAUUACUAAGACUUGGAUCUAGACUUACCCCUUCUCUGGUUGAAUUUUCUCACAUUUGAGUUAUCAUUGUUAGCAUGUUUAUGGUUUUGAAACUUAUUCAAAGUUCUACCCCUCACAUGCAUAACCUCCCCAGAAUUUUUAUCACUCUUAGAAUUUUUCAACUCUAAUUCCUUACUCUUAAGACCAUUCACAACAACAUCAAGAGAAAUAUUAUCCCUACCAUAUUUAAUUGCAGAUUUAACAUCACUGUAGGAAUCAGGAAUAGCAUUAACCCAUUUUUCAGAACAUUUAGAUUCUAAUGCUUCACGAUAAGUCUUGGGUUCAUCACACUCAAGGGAUUCAAACACAUGAAAAGCAAACUCAGACAUAUUACAGUCAUCAACAUAUCUCGCAGGCUCAGGUCACCCGUAAAAUUCGGUCCGUAGUUGUGCACUACAAGGGUACCAAAAAGAGCAACACCCCAACCCAACCUCGCCACACUCCACUCACAAAGAAACGGAGAAGAACUGAGAUCAACUCACAAAGGAAGAAAGAAACCCACACGGAAGUCUCACAAAGAGAGAAAAGGAGUUUUGUACGGUGUAGAAACACAAAGGCAAGCCCUCAAUAUAUAGUGGAGAUUAGGGUGGGGAAUCCAAAGGCUGGAUCCUUGAAAACAGUUCCAUUGCGUUUUCUAGAGCUUUGUGCAGAAUUGUUUGAUGGUAAUGCUGCCACUGGGAUGCACAAGUGGACCUCAACCCAACAAACAUCACUGAAUGCAUCAUCUUCUCAUUGUCGUCCUAAACCACUUUUGCUACAAGACACUGUUUUGCAUGAAAUAGAAGAUGAUGUUACUGACACUGGUCAUCAGACCUUUGAGAGUACUCCUGAACCUACUCCUGAGCCUAAUCCCGAUCGUACUUCUGAGCAUACUCCUGAGCAUAACCCCGAACCUAAUCCAAAGAAAAAGACUAAAAUUUCGAAAUCAACUAUCAAUUCGGAUGAAUUAGCACGUGAUAUGCAAGAAGCUAUACGGUGUUUGAUUAAAGGCAAAGAAGGCCCAACAGUUGUUGAGUGUUCAGAGAAGCUAAAGUUGGUUGGGUUAAACCCAAUAGAUCCCUUAUUUUUAGCUGCUUACCAUAUUUUUGGUGUGUCAUUAGACAUGAGGGCGGCAUGGAUGACAUUGCCAGAAAUUCCAGAAGUAUUAAAAGGGUGGAUCACGAUGACGGCUAGAAGUUUAGAACUUAUAAAUGAGUGAAAAACACCAUUCCCGAUUCCACCACCAGAUAAGUAUUAUCUUUGUGAUGCCGCGUAUGGACAUACACGAGGAUUUAUGGCUCCAUAUCGUAAUGUGAGGUAUUGGCUUGGAGAUUUUC
Molecule: messenger RNA, 2082 nt
Organism: Cuscuta campestris
Lineage: Eukaryota; Viridiplantae; Streptophyta; Magnoliopsida; Solanales; Convolvulaceae
Source: the annotation of a GenBank genome assembly